AUGCCUGACAACGAUAUUUUGGAUGACGCCUAUGUCGCCGCGCUUUUGGAGCAAGAUGCGAAAAACCUGACGGGUAUGUUUAAUUUGCACAACAACUCACAAACCAAGCCUGCUAGCAAACCCAAGCCCAACACUCGGUUUCUUCGAAAUAUAAUCAAAGAUACCGACUCACACAAUGCUGCUAUGCUAGCGAGAGAAGCUGUAGACUCUAGAGCGAAAUUAAGAGGAUUAGACUCGGUCGAAGAACCCGUUAGAAAAGCGGUACGCGGCACUCAUGAUGUGCGCAAGAGGCAGCUUGGUGAUAUCGCUGCGAUUUUGGGUGCUGGUAAUGGGUUAAAAAGGAAGAGAGUGGAGAAAGAAGAAAUUGAUGGACAGAACGGAUCGAGACGACCUGAUUCAAUUUUAAGGCAUGAAUCUUUGGGCGCAAAACAAGCAAGACCGCGAGGGAUCACUGGAGAAAAGGAACGGAGUACACGGGAGAGACCAAGGGCGGAUGAUGAGGAUAAUAGCGCUAGGAAGGCAAGAAGUCGCGACCGCAAAAUCUACUCUGAACGUCGAGAUAGGGAAGUAAAUGCGGACGAACGAAGUGAUUCAAGAAGACGCCAUAUAUCGAAACUCGCCGAGGCAUCGGAGAAAGAGGAUAGACGAAAGUCGCGCCAUCGAGAUCGGGAAAGAAGUCCACGACGAUAUAGGAUCCACAGGAGCUCAUCGAGAGAUAGAACUCGUGAUGAUAGAAAAAGCAAGAGGCGUCGCAGUCGGUCAACCUCGCCCCGCGAGAAGAGGGUUAAAUAUGCGAGAAGACGAUCUAGCUCUCCUCGCCGAAACAGAAGCAAAUCCCCAGCGGAUCGCCAUGAGAGACGGCGACGUUCCCGUUCAAAUGAACCGAGAUCGUCGGCGAAGCCAGAUAUCAAGAAGACCCCAACCGAGGAAGACUACGAUUCCGAUCCCCUGGCCUCGAUAAUUGGCCCUCUUCCACCAAAUCAACCAGAAAUUCGCACGCGUGGUCGUGGUACAUUUUCACAUAGUGCUGGUAUCGACUCUCGCUUUUCCGCUGACUACGACCCGACAGCCGACGUACGGCUUGAUCCUGACGAAGAAAACGACUGGGACCAAGCGCUGGAAGCUCUUAGAGAUCGGACGAAAUGGAAACAGCAAGGCGCUGAUCGACUAAAAGCAGCAGGGUUUACUGACGAAGAAAUCAAGAAAUGGGAGAAGGGAGGCGAGAAGAAUGAGGAGGAUGUUAGAUGGUCCAAGAAGGGAGAGGGAAGAGAGUGGGAUAAGGGGAAGAUUCUUGACGUAGAUGGAGAUAUCGCCUUUGAGCCAGCAUUUGGUAGGCUGAAGGAUAACUAA
Molecule: messenger RNA, 1350 nt
Organism: Glarea lozoyensis ATCC 20868
Lineage: Eukaryota; Fungi; Ascomycota; Leotiomycetes; Helotiales; Helotiaceae
Exons: 2
Coding region: 1-1350 (449 amino acids)
Source: RefSeq, a predicted model, not a curated record